Molecule: messenger RNA, 2105 nt
Organism: Rhinichthys klamathensis goyatoka
Lineage: Eukaryota; Metazoa; Chordata; Actinopteri; Cypriniformes; Leuciscidae
Gene: grhl3
Product: grainyhead-like transcription factor 3
Exons: 15
Coding region: 132-1799 (555 amino acids)
Biological process (GO): regulation of transcription by RNA polymerase II
Cellular component (GO): nucleus
Molecular function (GO): DNA-binding transcription activator activity, RNA polymerase II-specific; RNA polymerase II cis-regulatory region sequence-specific DNA binding
Source: RefSeq, a predicted model, not a curated record
CAAAUCAAACCACCUCAUUUAUCAGGAUAUGAACACAUAGACACACAUUCAACCAGACGUACAAACACAUCUGGGAGAAGAGACAAUAUAACAAACUAAGGAUUGUAUCACCACUGCCUGUCAGAGGAGUCAUGACCAAGGAGAUUGAGGCUCUCAUGGUACAACAGAACGAGAGUUUCAACUACUUGCGCUAUUCAGACAAUUACGCGAUGGACUCUUGGCCUUACGAGGACGACAUCAGCAAGACUAAACCCAGACUUCAGUCAGACGAAGACCUGGCUAUUGACAUCUUCUAUGAUACCUGCAAGACCUCAAAAGAGCCGAUGAUGACAUGUACCCGUGGUAGCAGCAUGUACAAAUCCAGAGAGGAGAGGACACCGAACAGCUCUUCCCCUGAGCUGGCCACACUGGAGAACGCUCAGAUCAUGAAAAUUCUUUCUGACAAUAUUCCCUUCAGCCACGUCAAGCAACCAUUAGCGAGCACUGAAAGCUUCCCAGUCAACAUCAACAACAUCUUGGAGUCCCUCCUCCCCCCACAGUCACAGAAAUCAUGGCAAUCUCACCCAAACUUUCUCGAGGUCACCCCUGAGCCUCUUAGCAACCGCAAUGUUUUUGUGGGACAGACAAGCCCUGUAUACUCCUACCCCAACUCUUCUCCAGAGAGAUACAGGAAUGACUUCCAAUUCGUUCUUGGCUCCCCACAAGCUUCCCAGCACAAAACUACAGAAAUACCCAUGGUGUACCUCAACAAGGGGCAGUUUUACCCCAUCACGCUGCAGGGAGUGGACAGCACUGCUGGGGUGUCAUGCAGCAAAGUAAAAACGGUGAUCAUGGCUGUGUUUGAGAAUGACAAGAGUCCUGAGAUGCAGCUAAAGUACUGGAACCACUGGCACGCUCGACAGCCUACCGUCAAACAAAGAGUCAUUGAUAUCGCUGACUACAAGGAAGUUUUCAGCGGAGUUAGUAAUUUGGAAGAGGUUGCUUUCAACGCGCUGUCCUUUAUCUGGAACACCAAUGAAGAAGCAAAGGUGCACAUUGGCAUCAACUCUCUGAGCACCGACUUCUCCUCACAGAAGGGGGUCAAAGGUCUUCCUCUGAAUCUUCAGAUCGACACGUAUGAUUUCAGCUCAGGGAACAACCGUCUUAUUCACAGAGCUGUUUGUCAGGUCAAGAUCUUCUGCGAUAAGGGUGCUGAGAGGAAGAUGAGAGACGAGGAGAGGAAGAGGAGCAAGAGGAGGACCAAAAAUGUUGCAGACUCCAGCAACAAUGGUUGCAAACAGUCCCAAGUCUCAAGCUCUGUUGGAAAGGACUCUACCUACUUUAAAACUCUAGAUGAUCACAUCACACAACCUGUUUUAUUCAUCCCAGAGAUGCACUUCAGCACAAUGCAGCGCUGUGGCCUGGUGCCCCCUGUUAGCCUGGAAGAAAUGGACAAGACAUCACGGAAACGUAUCAGCAGCUACGCAGACGGUGGCGACCAGAGCAGCUCUCCUCCAAGCAAACAAGCCCGCCGAGACGAGCAACAGAGAGUUUUACUCUACGUCAGACGAGAGACCGAGGAAGUAUUUGAUGCCCUCAUGUUGAACACGCCAACCCUCAAGGGCCUGAGAGAAGCGAUUUCAGAAAAGUAUGGUAUGCAAGAAGACACCAUUGGGAAAAUCUUCAAGAAGUGCAAAAGAGGGAUCUUUGUGAACAUGGACGACAACAUUAUCGAGCAUUACAGCAACCACUCUGCCUUCCUCAUUGAGAUCACUGAAAUUAUGAUCAGCCACUUCCAGAUCACACUAAUGGAGUUAUAAAUGACAUCAUCCACUAGCCACAUCACACCUGGUUCUGCUGGCAGCUUCUCUCUGCCUUCUCGAUCGAAAAGCACGACUGUGAGCCAGAUUCUGCAGUGCCAGAACUGUCGCUAUGGAAACAAACGAGCUCACCUGCCAGUUAUAUCAUAAUCAGUUUCAACAGACAUAUCAAUAUUGACCAGUGUAAAUACCAGUUACCUCUUUUGUACCUUUUGUAUUUUAUCUACAACUAUUUUAUAACAUGAGCAAUUAUGAUCAACAAGGUACAUUGUAAAUAUUAAUUGUAAAUAGACAUAAUUAUCAUAA